Molecule: messenger RNA, 1618 nt
Organism: Saccostrea cuccullata (small rock oyster)
Lineage: Eukaryota; Metazoa; Mollusca; Bivalvia; Ostreida; Ostreidae
Exons: 9
Molecular function (GO): endopeptidase activity; signaling receptor binding
Source: RefSeq, a predicted model, not a curated record
GGAAAUCCACACCGGAAGACUGUAGAUUGCCGGGCUUCUUAUACAGAGGAACACGACGAGUAACAAAGUCAGGGCUGCUGUGUCAAAGAUGGGAUGUGCAGAGCCCACAUGAACAAAGUUAUUUCAUAUUUAGUCUUGCACAAGAGAACUACUGCAGAAACUUUGACAGGGAAGAACCAUGGUGUUUCACUAGUAACUCUAGCGUUCGUUGGGAACUUUGCGGUGUGAAAGUUUGCUCUUCACCAUGUCUAAACACAUCGUUUGAUACUCAAAAACUAGCAUCUCUCUGUGUUGCUGCUGAACCAACCGGUACUGAAUUUUGUAGUCGCUUGUGGAGAAUUGUUGGAUGUUUGAAGAACAGGAUUGAAAUUUCUACGGACAUUCAAUGUUCUGGGAUUGAGUUAAAAUCCAUUGCUUUGCAAAGACAGGACAUGUUUGAAAGGUUAAUGGGAAGGUCACUCUCACAGUGUAUAAAAGCUCCAUGUGCAGAUCCACGUUUGGCAACUAUUGAAGGAAUAAAGAAAUACGCAAACCCUUGCAAUAAACAAUACCCCCUUGAGAGGUCAACUUCAGAAACCUUGUGCGGUAAUGUUCAACGUGUAGCAAAUUGUAUGGCUUCAAAACUAAACGAAGAAACAAAUUCCACUUGUCUGACAAAGGAUAAAGUAUCAACGGCAAAGGAGUUAUUAGGUCUAUUACCACAAGAUGCUGCCAAUGUUAGUCUUUGUUUAUCGAAAAUAUCUGAGUUUCCACUGUCGACAGAAGAAUCUCCAGAUUUACCAAGAGUAGUCCAGCAAGAUGUGACAGAGAAAUUAGAUCAGACACAGUUGUUUAUUUACAUAGGAUCUACAAUUGUUGUGCUUUUCGUUGGCAUCCUAAUUUUUAGCGUGAUAGCAACGAGAAAAAUGCUCUUGAAAAAAAGACGCAAAGAACUCUUGCGCCUCCCUACUAUUCCGAGAACAGCACCUAGUCCAUAUGAAACCAAAUUUACCUUCUCAAAUGAUCCGCACAGUGAUCCCGAUUAUGAUAUUGUUGAAGAAGAAGAGGAAAAUUAUGAACAUUUGCAUGAACUAAGGGACGAAAAGGAAACUACAAAUGACAAGGAGCGAAUGAGUGUAGAAUCUUACGUGGAUCCUAAAAACCUAGAGGUUAACUGUCAAGAAGUAAUGCAUUCAUCAAACGAGAAAAGUUAUGAGAAUAUUAAUCCCUACAUAGAGUUGAUAGAUGAUUCAGUUGAAAGUACGGCUACAAGGGCAGAAAAUGAAACUCCAGUUGAUAAAGAGCGACUGAGUGUAGCUUCUUACUUGGAUCCAAAAAAUUUGGAGAGUAACUAUCUUGAAGUAAUGCAGUCUUCAAACGAUGAAAGUAAUUUGAAUGUCAACCCCUACACAACGUUGAUAAAGGAUUCCAUUGAAAGUACAGUUGGAACGCAAGUUAAUGAUGGCGUGCAAGAAAAUGAAGAAUACAGUAGCAGCCCUGAAAAUACCAAACAUCAGGAGAUUGAUGAUUAGAAGAAAUAUUGACUCCAAAGUGAACUUUACCUGUAAAAGAUUUUUUAAUAUUUAUGUCAUACUCUUUCUAAAAAUUAAUUUCAAAACGAACUCAAAAAUGUAAAUGA